Capra hircus (goat) is the source of this 12278-nucleotide messenger RNA. RefSeq names its product dystrophin (gene DMD). NCBI's taxonomy places the organism in Eukaryota, Metazoa, Chordata, Mammalia, Artiodactyla, Bovidae. Gene Ontology annotation, biological process: synaptic signaling. Gene Ontology annotation, molecular function: protein binding. The record is from RefSeq and is a predicted model, not a curated record. Gene Ontology annotation, cellular component: plasma membrane.
AUAUCCAGGGGCCUCUACAGAAUCCUGGCAUCAGUUACUAUGUUGACUCACUCAGUGUUGGGAUCACUCACUUUCCCCUUACAGGACUCAGAUCUUGGAGGCAAUUAGCUUCAGAGAAUACGAAUAGGGAAAAAAAAAAAAAAAACAAAACCUGAAGUCUUAUUUUUUAAAGGCUGCCGAAGUUGAUUGGUUUCUCAUCAUUCCUAAACCUACUGAAGCAAUAAAGUUGAAAGAAAAUUUACCAAGAUUUUGAUCGCUGCCUUGAUAUAUACUUUUCUUUUUUCCAAAUGCUUUGGUGGGAAGAAGUAGAGGACUGUUAUGAAAGAGAAGAUGUUCAAAAGAAAACAUUCACAAAAUGGAUAAAUGCACAAUUUUCUAAGUUCGGGAAGCAGCACAUAGAAAACCUCUUCAGUGACCUACAGGAUGGGAGACGCCUCCUAGACCUUCUUGAAGGCCUGACAGGGCAAAAACUGCCAAAAGAAAAAGGAUCCACAAGAGUUCAUGCCCUGAACAAUGUUAACAAGGCACUGCAGGUCUUGCAGAAAAAUAAUGUUGAUUUAGUGAAUAUCGGAAGCUCUGACAUAGUAGAUGGAAAUCAUAAAUUGACUCUUGGCUUGAUUUGGAAUAUAAUCCUCCAUUGGCAGGUCAAAAAUGUAAUGAAAAAUAUCAUGGCUGGAUUGCAACAAACCAACAGUGAGAAGAUACUCCUGAGCUGGGUCCGACAAUCAACUCGUAAUUAUCCACAGGUUAAUGUCAUUAACUUCACCACCAGCUGGUCUGAUGGUUUGGCUUUGAAUGCGCUCAUCCACAGUCAUAGGCCAGACCUGUUUGAUUGGAAUAGUGUGGUUGGCCAGCAGUCAGUCACACAACGACUGGAACAUGCAUUCAACAUUGCCAAGUAUCAGUUAGGCAUAGAGAAACUACUGGAUCCUGAAGAUGUUGCCACCACUUAUCCAGAUAAGAAGUCCAUCUUAAUGUACGUCACAUCUCUCUUCCAAGUUUUGCCUCAACAAGUGAGCCUCGAAGCCAUCCAGGAGGUGGAAAUGUUGCCAAGGCCAUCAAAAGUUACGAGAGAAGAACAUUUUCAACUGCAUCAUCAAAUGCACUACUCUCAACAGAUCACUGUCAGUCUAGCACAGGGCUAUGAGCGAACUCCUUCCUCUCCUCAGCCUCGCUUCAAGAGCUAUGCCUACACACAGGCUGCUUAUGUCUCCACCUCUGACCCCACACGGAGCCCAUUUCCUUCACAGCGUUUGGAAGCUCCUGAAGACAAGUCAUUUGGCAGUCCAUUGGUGGAGACUGAAGUAAACCUGGAUAGUUACCAGACAGCUUUAGAAGAAGUACUCUCAUGGCUCCUUUCAGCCGAAGACACAUUGCAAGCACAAGGAGAGAUUUCUAAUGAUGUAGAAGAAGUGAAAGAACAAUUUCAUACUCACGAGGGAUACAUGAUGGAUUUGACAUCCCAUCAGGGACGGGUUGGCAAUGUUCUCCAAUUGGGGAGUCAGCUGAUUGGGUCAGGGAAAUUAUCAGAAGAUGAAGAAACUGAAGUGCAAGAACAAAUGAAUCUUCUAAAUUCAAGAUGGGAAUGCCUCAGGGUAGCUAGCAUGGAAAAACAAAGCAAUUUACAUAAAGUUCUCAUGGAUCUCCAGAAUCAGCAACUGAAAGAGUUAAAUUCCUGGUUAACAAAAACAGAAGAGAGAACAAGGAAAAUGGAAAAAGAGCCCCUUGGACCUGAUCUUGAGGACUUAAAACGCCAAGUACAGCAACAUAAGGUGCUUCAAGAAGACCUAGAACAGGAACAAGUCAGAGUCAAUUCUCUCACGCACAUGGUGGUGGUUGUUGAUGAAUCUAGUGGUGAUCAUGCAACUGCUGCUUUGGAAGAACAACUUAAGGUACUGGGAGAUCGGUGGGCAAACAUCUGUAGGUGGACUGAAGAUCGCUGGGUUCUUUUACAAGAUGUUCUUCUCAAAUGGCAACGUUUUACUGAAGAGCAGUGCCUUUUUAGUACAUGGCUUUCAGAUAAAGAAGAUGCAGUGAACAAGAUUCCCACAACUGGCUUUAAGGAUCAAAGUGAAAUGUUAUCAAGUCUUCAAAAACUGGCCGUUUUAAAAACUGAUCUAGAAAAGAAAAAGCAAACCAUGGACAAACUCUGUUCACUCAACCAAGAUCUCCUUUCAACACUGAAAAAUACAUUGGUUGCCCAAAAGAUGGAAGCAUGGUUGGACAACUUUGCCCAGCGCUGGGAUAAUUUAGUCCAAAAACUUGAAAAGAGUUCAGCACAGAUUUCACAGGCUGUCACCACCGCUCAGCCAUCACUAACACAGACAACUGUAAUGGAAACGGUAACUAUGGUGACCACGAGGGAGCAAAUCCUGGUAAAACAUGCCCAAGAGGAACUCCCCCCACCACCUCCCCAAAAGAAGAGGCAGAUUAUUGUGGAUUCGGAAAUUAAGAAAAGGUUGGAUGUCGAUAUAACUGAACUUCACAGUUGGAUUACUCGUUCAGAAGCCGUGUUGCAGAGUCCUGAAUUUGCAGUCUAUCGGAAGGAAGGCAACUUCUCAGACCUUAAAGAAAAAGUCAAUGCCAUAGAGCGAGAAAAAGCCGAGAAGUUCAGAAAACUGCAAGAUGCCAGCAGAUCAGCUCAGGCCCUGGUGGAACAGAUGGUGAAUGAGGGUGUUAAUGCUGACAGUAUCAAACAAGCCUCAGAACAACUGAACAGCCGGUGGAUCGAGUUCUGCCAAUUGCUAAGUGAGAGACUUCACUGGCUGGAGUAUCAGAACAACAUCAUCGCUUUCUAUAAUCAGCUACAACAAUUGGAGCAGAUGACAACUACUGCAGAAAACUGGUUGAAAACCCAACCUACUACCCCCUCAGAGCCAACAGCAGUUAAAAACCAGUUAAAAAAUUGCAAGGAUGAAGUCAACCGGCUGUCAGCUCUUCAGCCUCAAAUCGAGAGAUUAAAAAUUCAAAGCAUAGCCCUGAAAGAGAAAGGACAAGGGCCAAUGUUCCUGGAUGCAGACUUUGUGGCCUUUACAAAUCAUUUUAACCAAGUCUUUGCUGAUAUGCAGGCCAGAGAGAAAGAGCUACAGACAAUUUUGGACACUUUACCCACCGUGCGGUAUCAGGAGACCAUGAGUACCAUCCUCACGUGGAUCCAACAGUCAGAAACCAAACUCUCUAUACCUCAGGUUACUGUCACUGAAUACGAGAUCAUGCAGCAGAGACUUGGGGAGUUACAGGCUUUACAAAGCUCUCUGCAAGAGCACCAAAAUGACUUAAACUAUCUCAGCACCACUGUGAAAGAGAUGUCAAGGAAAGCACCCUCUCAUAUAAGCCAGAGAUAUCAAUCAGAAUUUGAAGACAUUGAGGGUCGAUGGAAGAAACUCUCUGCCCAGCUGACUGAACGUUGCCAAAAGCUAGAGGAGCAAAUGGCCAAACUCCGAAAACUUCAGAAUCACAUAAAAACCUUGACGAAGUGGAUGGCUGAAGUUGAUGUUUUCUUGAAAGAGGAAUGGCCUGCCCUUGGAGAUUCAGAAAUUCUUAAAAAACAGCUGAAGCAGUGCAGGCUUUUAGUCAGUGAUAUUCAGACAAUCCAGCCCAGUCUAAACAGUGUCAAUGAAGGUGGACAGAAAAUAAAAACUGAAGCAGAGCCAGAGUUUGCUUCUAGACUGGAGACAGAGCUCAGAGAACUUAACACUCAAUGGGAUUACAUAUGUCGACAGGUCUAUGCCAGAAAGGAGGCCUUAAAGGGAGGCUUGGAUAAAACUCUAAGCCUUCAGAAAGAUUUGUCAGAGAUGCAUGAAUGGAUGACACAAGCCGAAGAAGAAUACCUGGAGAGAGAUUUUGAAUAUAAAACCCCAGAUGAAUUACAGACAGCAGUUGAAGAGAUGAAGGAAACGACAGCUAUUCAUUGUGUCUGGGAUCCCAACAUGCAGACAAAUGGAGCUGGUUGCCCCAGUGUGAAUUUCAGUACUCAGCCUUUCCGUGAGCUGAUAUCAGAGUUGUGGAUUUUUGCCCUUGGGCUGAAUAUAAAAGACAACCUGCAACAAAUCUCAGGUCGGGUUGAUAUCAUUCACAAUAAGAAGGCAGCAGCACUGCAAAGCGCCACAGCCCCGGAAAAGGCGAGGCUACAGGAAGCUCUCUCCAAGCUCGACUUCCAAUGGGAAAGAGUGAACAAAAUGUACAAGGACCGACAAGGGCAAUUUGACAGAUCUGUUGAAAAAUGGCGACGGUUUCAUUAUGAUAUGAAGAUAUUUAAUCAAUGGCUAACAGAAGCUGAACACUUUCUCAAAAAGACACAAAUUCCUGAGAACUGGGAACAUGCCAAAUAUAAAUGGUAUCUUAAGGAACUCCAGGAUGGCAUCGGGCAGCGGCAAACUGUUGUCAGAGUAUUGAAUGCAACUGGGGAAGAAAUAAUUCAGCAGUCCUCAAAAAUAGAUGCCAGUAUUCUACAAGAAAAAUUGGGAAGCCUGAAUCUGCGGUGGCAGGAGGUCUGCAAACAGCUGGCCGAGAGAAAAAAGAGGUUAGAAGAACAAAAGAAUAUCCUGUCAGAAUUUCAAAGAGAUUUGAAUGAAUUUGUUUUAUGGUUGGAAGAAGCAGAUAACAUUUCUAGUAUUCCGCUUGAACUUGGAAAUGAGCAGCAACUAAAAGAAAAGCUUGAGGAAGUCAAGUUACUGGCCGAAGAGUUGCCCCUGCGUCAGGGAAUUCUAAAACAAUUAAAUGAAACAGGAGGAACAGUGCUUGUAAGUGCUCCCAUAAGCCCAGAAGAGCAAGAUAAACUUGAAAAUAAGCUCAAGCAGACAAAUCUUCAGUGGAUAAAGGUUUCUAGGAUUUUACCUGAGAAACAAGGAGAAAUUGAGGCUCACAUAAAAGACCUUGGACAGCUUGAAGAGCAAUUAAAUCAUCUGCUUCUGUGGCUGUCUCCUAUUAGGAGUCAGUUGGAAAUUUACAACCAACCAAAUCAAACAGGACCAUUUGACAUUAAGGAAACUGAAGUAGCAGUUCAAGCUAAACAGCCGGAUGUGGAAGGGAUUUUGUCUAAAGGGCAGCAUUUGUACAAGGAAAAACCAGCCACUGAGCCAGUGAAGAGGAAGUUAGAAGAUCUGAGCUCGGAGUGGAAGGCGGUAACCCACUUACUUCAAGAGCUGAAGGCAAAGUGGCCUGUCCCAGCCCCUGGACUGACAGCAAUUGGAGCACCUCCUAGUCAGACUGUUGCUCUGGUGACACAACCUGUGGUUGCCAAGGAAACCGCUGUCUCCAAACUAGAAAUGCCAUCUUCCUUGCUGUUGGAGGUCCCUGCGCUGGCAGAUUUCAACCGGGCUUGGACAGAACUUACCGACUGGCUGUCUCUGCUUGAUCGAGUUCUGAAAGCACAGAGGGUGAUGGUGGGUGAUCUAGAAGACAUCAACGAGAUGAUCAUCAAGCAGAAGGCAACACUGCAGGACUUGGAGCAGAGGCGCCCCCAGUUGGAAGAACUCAUUACUGCUGCCCAGAAUUUGAAAAACAAGACCAGCAAUCAAGAGGCCAGGACCAUCAUUACUGAUCGAAUUGAAAGAAUUCAGAGUCAGUGGGAUGAAGUACAGGAACACCUUCAGAACCGGAGGCAGCAAUUAAAUGAAAUGUUAAAGGAUUCAACACAAUGGCUGGAAGCUAAGGAAGAAGCUGAGCAGGUCGUGGGGCAGGCCAGAGCCAAGCUUGAGACAUGGAAGGAGGGUCCCUACACAAUGGAUGCAAUCCAAAGGAAGAUCACAGAAACCAAGCAGUUGGCCAAAGACCUCCGCCAGUGGCAGAUAAAUGUAGAUGUGGCAAAUGACUUGGCACUGAAGCUUCUCCGGGAUUAUUCUGCAGAUGAUACCCGAAAAGUACACAUGAUAACAGAGAACAUCAAUGCCUCUUGGGCAAGCAUUCAUAAAAGAGUGAGUGAGCGAGAGACUGCUCUGGAAGAAACUCAUAGAUUACUGCAACAGUUCCCCCUGGACUUGGAGAAGUUUCUUGCCUGGCUUACAGAAGCUGAAACAACUGCCAAUGUCCUGCAGGAUGCCACCCAUAAGGAAAGGCUUCUAGAAGACUCCAAGGGAGUAAGAGAGCUGAUGAAGCAAUGGCAGGACCUCCAAGGAGAAAUCGAAGCUCACACAGAUAUCUAUCACAACCUAGAUGAAAAUGGCCAAAAAAUCCUGAGAUCCCUGGAAGGUUCUGAUGACGCGGUCCUGUUACAAAGACGUUUGGAUAACAUGAAUUUCAAGUGGAGUGAGCUGCGGAAAAAGUCUCUCAACAUCAGGUCCCAUUUGGAAGCCAGUUCUGACCAGUGGAAGCGUCUGCACCUUUCUCUUCAGGAACUUCUGGUGUGGCUACAGCUGAAAGACGAUGAGUUGAGCCGUCAGGCACCUAUUGGAGGCGAUUUCCCAGCAGUUCAGAAGCAGAAUGAUAUACACAGGGCCUUCAAGAGGGAAUUGAAAACGAAAGAACCUGUAAUCAUGAGUACUCUUGAGACUGUACGAAUAUUUCUGACAGAGCAGCCUUUGGAAGGACUAGAGAAACUCUACCAGGAGCCCAGAGGCACUUCGAGGAGAAAUUGCACCUCUCAAAGAGAAUGUAAGCCACGUCAAUGACCUUGCUCGCCAACUCACCACGUUGGGCAUUCAGCUGUCACCAUAUAAUCUCAGCACUCUGGAAGACCUGAACACUAGAUGGAAGUUUCUGCAGGUGGCUGUUGAGGACCGCAUCAGGCAGCUGCACGAAGCCCACAGGGACUUUGGCCCAGCGUCCCAGCACUUCCUUUCCACCACGAGACCCAAACAACUUGCUGGGACCAUCCUAAAAUGACAGAGCUCUACCAGUCUUUAGCUUUCUCCAUUUUUAGACCAGAACCAGCCCUGGAUAAAAUAAAUCAUGAAGAAGAGGAAUGUACAGUUCAGCAUGUUGAGUGCCCUGAAGUGCGCUUCCUACCAACUGCCAUGCAAACAUGGUCUUGGGUAGUCUCACGCUUCUCCACUUCUCGAGUUCUGGUUGUGAGAGCUAGUGAGCUCCUCACAGCUUGGGCCAGAGUCCUGGAAAGCCAGUUCCCGGGGAAAGUGGAGAGUCUGCAGCUGUACCGCAUCUUGAGGUUUCAGUGUGUGUCCUCCACAUUUUCACAAGGUGGCGGCGACCAGCUCGCCUACUUCACCUACACCCUACUCGCAGGACUAACCUCCCCACCUCCUUGCCCCACGGCCCAGCUAACUAUAGCUUACCAAACGGCUGAUGAGGAGUCUACCCCUCAAGUGGUUUCCGCGAUCAGUCGUUUCUGCGCAACGGUGGGGUUGGGUGCCCACGCGCAUGGGUUCUUAUCUGCGCAUGCGUGCGUGGUGCGUGCGCGCUUGUGCACGUGUGCGCUUGUGUGCGUGUGUGGCGUGCGCAUGCGUGCUUGUGUGGGCGUCCGCAUGCACGUGUGGGUGCCCGAGUGCGUGCAUGGUAGAUGGAACUACAACUGCAAGGUUUUCUGUUUCUUAUAUGAGUGCUGGCGCUUGGCCGGGCGCGGCAGCCUGGCUCAGUCCUCCGGACGCAGGCGCGCCAGCAGCUCCGGGCGCCGCGAGACUGCGAGGCACCGCCUCCUGCGUGCGUGUGCGUGCGCGCGCAUCCGCUCCGGUCUUCCAGGUGCUCCCAGCUCAGCUUCAGGCACCUUGGACUUCGGCCAGCGCUUCGCUAGCCUCGGCCGUGAACCUUCCGCGCUGUGGCUGCAGGACAGCGGGCAGGGCCACAGGGUCAGCUGCGCCUGGAGGAGGCAGAGCUCCGCCGGAGCCAGUGCCCUGCCAGUCUUCAGGGCCCGCGUUCGACCUCGCGGCGAGUGCGCGCCCAGCGCUGAUCCUCCGCGUCCUGAGGCGGCUCUCGGAGAUGAGCUACAAGGAUGCCAAGGUAGACUGAUCCGCUUGCCUUCGCUGGAGGCUGGAACUCCUGUGCAGGCCCAGGUUGGUGUGACAGCUGCCUGGCCCGUUGAUUCCAAUGAGCUGCAUAAGGAGCACUCCUUUCUCCCUGAGCUGCAACAUGAACAGUGUGAUAAGCACUUCUCUACCAAAAGUGCCAAAGUGCUUGAAAUCCAGGCCCUUUGGAAACUUCUCAGAGCGUCGUGGUCUCAUAACGUGAGACUGGUGAACACAGCUCACACAGACAAGGAUUUAAAGUCGAGUUUGAACUUCUCCCCCAUCAAGCCACGUCAGCAUCACCUGGGAGACGCCGUCGGCCCCGGCCAGAAGUCCCGGAUCUGUCGCCUGCUUUCUGAAAAUUAUGAUUACUCCAUUGUGUUUUAUGAAAGACCCAAUUACCACGUCAGCAUCACCUGGGAGACGCCGUCAGCCCCGCCCAGAAGUCCCGGAUGUGAAACCCUCGGGGCAGGACCACCAAGUCCAAGGAGGGAUGUUGGGGCAUUGAAUGAAAUGACCACUGGUUUGAGAAAAGCAAGAGUCGAAAGUACACAUUGGGACUCUGCCAUGAAUGGAGUAAAAGACCUGGGAGACACCAGCAGUCAUCAUCUCCCCUGUGUUGAGCCUGUUAGAUGUCUUACAUUUUCUCCCUCGUCUGAGGGAGGAAAUCUGUUUGUAGAUGGAGCAGCAACACUGGCCUUACUGCAAGAUAUGUCUAAUUGCUGGGUGUGCAAUGAGAUGCUGCUGUUGUCCUCCUCGGGACUUCUGUGGAAAAUUGACGUGGCAGAUAUGACGAUUCCUAAAAUUCACCCAGGAGACAGAGGCUGGUGUAACUGCAAAGCAGAGAAAAUGGAUCAGCCUGGAGGGCUGCUCCUAGUCGGAGAGGUCGAAUGGCAUCUUGCUGAUGACCUCCCCACUCUCGUCGACUAUGGUGUGGUAGACCCAGCGGCAGUUGCAGUGGCAAGUGGGCCCGCACUUGGUGGAGUUACACUCGGGGCACGGGUAGAAGCAACCCAGGCAGUCUUCAUCAAGGCAGUCACACAGGUCAGCCUGAUUGAAGUUCCAUCUCACUUGGUUUCUCAGGAGAACUUGGACGUGCAGGUCUCUCUCGCACGGAACUGCUUUUUUCUGCUUGGUCACUCAUUUCUGCUCACCUGGGGACACAAACAAAGUCAGCAACCAUUUGUGGGAGCUCAGUCAACCAUGAGGACGCUGGAGCUGGUCUUUGUGAGAGACUCACAUGAUGGUGAGGAAAUGGCCAAGAUGAAGCUAAAGGGGGUCAUGAGUGGGCAUUCCGCCACAGAGAUGUUGGGGGGAACAGCACGGGAUGUUUGGAAACUGAAUCUGCAGGCAGAAUAUGAUCGUCUCAAGGAGCAGCAUGAACAUAAAGGCCUGUCCCCACUGCCGUCCCCUCCUGAGAUGAUGCCCACCUCGCCACAAAGUCCCCGGGAUGCUGAGCUCAUUGCUGAGGCCAAGCUACUGCGUCAACACAAAGGCCGCCUGGAAGCCAGGAUGCAAAUCCUGGAAGACCACAAUAAACAGCUGGAGUCCCAGUUACACAGGCUCAGGCAGCUGCUGGAGCAACCCCAGGCCGAGGCCAAGGUGAAUGGCACAACGGUGUCCUCUCCUUCUACCUCUCUUCAGAGGUCAGACAGCAGCCAGCCUAUGCUGCUCCGGGUGGUUGGCAGUCAAACUUCAGAAUCCAUGGGCGAGGAAGACCUUCUCAGUCCUCCCCAGGACUCAAGCACAGGGUUAGAGGAAGUGAUGGAGCAACUCAACAACUCCUUCCCUAGUUCCAGAGGAAGAAAUACCCCUGGGAAGCCAAUGAGAGAGGACACAAUGUAGGAAGCCUUUUCCACUUGGCAGAUGAUUUGGGCAGAGCGAUGGAGUCCUUAGUUUCAGUUAUGACAGAUGAAGAAGGGGCAGAAUAAAUGUUUUACAACUCCUGAUUCCCGCAUGGUUUUUAUAAUAUUCAUACAACCAAGAGGAUUAGACAGUAAGAGUUUACAAGAAAAAAAAAAUCUAUAUUUUUGUGAAGGGUAGUGGUACUAUACUGUAGAUUUCAGUAGUUUCUAAGUCUGUUAUUGUUUUGUUAACAAUGGCAGGUUUUACACGUCUAUGCAAUUGUACAAAAAGUUAUAAGAAAACUACAUGUAAAAUCUUGAUAGCUAAAUAACUUGCCAUUUCUUUAUAUGGAACGCAUUUUGGGUUGUUUAAAAAUUUAUAACAGUUAUAAAGAAAGAUUGUAAACUAAUGUGUGCUUUAUAAAAAAAAAGUUGUUUAUAAAAACCCCUAAAAACAAACACAUACCUACACACACACACACACACGCACACACAAACACACAAACACAAACUGAGGCAGCGCAUUGUUUUGCAUCCUUUUAGCGUGAUAUCCAUAUGAAAUUCAUGGAUUUUUUUUUCUUUUCUUGCAUAUUAAAGAUAGGACUUCCUCUAAGACCACCAAAUGACUACUUCGCAUAGCUCUGUUUGGAAUUGUUGACUGAGUGGGACUGGCCAUGGGUUUUCGUUUUACACAUCUAUAUGUCUAUCAGUAUGUAAGCACUGUAGGUAUACAGGUAAAUAUAAAUUUCAAGAGACAUUUAAAAUUUCUUGUUCAAAUAUUCUUGCCACUUCCUAAUGGGAAGAAAUUGCUUCUCAUCACCCAGGCUCACCUGCUUGGUCUAGAAUGAAUCCUCCCUGGAGCCUGAAGCCAGAAGGAAACUACCACACUAAAACAUGGUCUAGGGUUCCAGAUGUUUCUCAUUUUGAACUUUCCAGUGACAACUAGAGUAUUGAAUUUUUUUAAGGGACAUAUGAAUGAAUACACAGGACUUAUUAUGUCAGAGUAAUCCACUAGUUGAUACAUUCAGCUUCCUGCUGCUGACAAUGCCAUGGUUUAGAGUUAGUGAUGCUUUGAUGAAAGAGCAUCUGAAGGCAUUUUUAACUCCCAGGAGGGCUGUAGAUUCCCUCAGAGAGAGCAGACCACUCUUUAUGUAAAGGAUUGGACGACUGUUUAUAACCUUACAGAGAGAGCUUUAUAAUUACAACGCAGUUAUUUUCUCACAGUCAAACAGCAGUGGGUGUCUCAGUUUUCCAGUUUUGUAAGAUUUUUUUCCCCAUUGCAAUGAGUUUGUAAAUGCCACAAGACUUAAUUUAAAAUAACCCUUGUGAAAAUGUGAAAGACAGUUGCCCCAUCACAUUAUGACACUGUUAAAUAUCCACCCAGACGCCCAAGACCCCUGUGUUCCAGUUCGGCAUUUUUCUCUGUAAGUAAGUCCAGGCAGGUUUGUUGAGUGGGAACGCAAAUGGAUUCAAAUGUUCCAAGAGGUACUCCAAACCCCUUUUUGGUGGAUUAGGCAGGUUAAAUAUAUAUAAGUGAACAGAAAUUGUUCGAAAAGAGGAGUACAGGCAAGAGGACUAACUGGUAGGAAAAAAAGCUUUACUCUUUCAUUCUGUCUUAUUAGUCUUUCACUCUUUUUUAUCAUCCAUUCAAUAGAAAUCACCCUGUGAUCUAUCAUUUUGCAAAUCUGUUACCUCUUACAUCAAGUGUAAUUAACUUUUGGAGAGUGGGUUUUGUUCCUUAUUUUACUAAUGAUAAUUAACAUCAAACAUGGCUUCUCAUGCUAUUUCUACCUCACUUUGGUUUUGGGGUGUUCCUAAUAAUUGUGCAACCUGAUUUCACAGCUUCACCACCUGUCCAUUGUGUGAACAUUUUCCUCCAUUUUCUUUUUCCUUUAUAAUUUCCAAAAGAAAACCCAAAGCUCUAAGGUAACAAAUGACAUGAAGAUUUGAUUUUAGUCUUGGCAUUUUUUUUCCUUAAUGUGACACUGGACUUUUUCUUUACCUGAGGUUUUGGGCUUUUUUUUUUUUUUUUUUAACCAUGAUUUAAAACAAGGGGUUACUUUAUUUCCUACUAAGAAGUUUAAGUUUCAUUCUAAAAUCAGAGGUAAAUAGAGUGCUUGAUUUUGUUUUAAUCUUUUUUGUUUUAUUUUAUCUUUUAGACAUUAGUUCUGGAGUGAGUCUCAAAAUAUUUGAAUAAAAACUGAGAGCUUUAUUGCUACAUUUUACACAUUAAUUUGGACAUUAUUUCAUGUUCCUUAUAACCACCAAGUAGUAAACUGUAAGUCAUAAUGUAACUGAAACAUAAACAUCACAUGGCAUGUUAUGUCAUUGUUUUCAGGUACUGGGUUCUUACUUGCGUAUCGUAAUAUAUUGUGUUUUAACACCAACACUGUAACAUUUACUAAUUAUUUUUUUAAAACUUCAGUUUUACUGCAUUUUCACAACAUAUCAGACUUCACCAAAUAUAUGCCUUACUAUUGUAUUAUAUUACUGCUUUACUGUGUAUUCUCAAUAAAGCACGCAGUUAUGUUACAAAAAA